Messenger RNA from Eptesicus fuscus (big brown bat), 2718 nucleotides. It is a transcript of the gene BCAN, whose product is annotated as brevican. The transcript has 13 exons. The record is from RefSeq and is a predicted model, not a curated record. Bases 1 to 2718 code for a protein of 905 amino acids. NCBI's taxonomy places the organism in Eukaryota, Metazoa, Chordata, Mammalia, Chiroptera, Vespertilionidae. Gene Ontology annotation, molecular function: hyaluronic acid binding. Gene Ontology annotation, biological process: cell adhesion.
AUGGCCCCACUGUUCCUGUCCCUGCUGGCAGCCCUGACCCUGGCUGGGGUCCCUGAGGCCUUAGCUGGUGCUCUGGAAAGGGACAGCUCAGAGGACCGGGCCUUCAGCGUGCGCAUCGCCGGCGCCCCGCCGCUGCAGGGCGUGCUGGGCGGCGCCCUCACCAUUCCCUGCCACGUCCACUACUCGCGGCCGCCGUCUGGCCGCCGGGCGGUGCUGGGCUCCCCGCGGGUCAAGUGGACCUUCCUGUCCGGGGGCCGGGAGGCCGAGGUGCUGGUGGCGCGGGGGCUGCGGGUCAAGGUGAGCGAGGCCUACCGGUUCCGCGUGGCGCUGCCUGCCUACCCGGCGUCCCUCACCGAUGUCUCCCUGGUGCUGAGUGAGCUGAGGCCCAACGACUCAGGAAUCUACCGCUGCGAGGUCCAGCACGGCAUAGACGACAGCAGCGAUGCUGUGGAGGUCAAGGUCAAAGGGGUCGUCUUUCUCUACCGGGAGGGCUCUGCCCGCUAUGCCUUCUCCUUCACUGCGGCCCAGGAGGCCUGUGCCCGCAUCGGAGCCCGCAUCGCCACCCCAGAGCAGCUCUAUGCGGCCUAUCUCGGGGGCUAUGAGCAGUGUGAUGCUGGCUGGCUGUCCGACCAGACUGUGAGGUAUCCCAUCCAGACUCCGCGAGAGGCCUGUUAUGGAGACAUGGAUGGCUUCCCUGGUGUCCGAAACUAUGGCGUGGUGGACCCGAGUGACCGCUAUGAUGUCUACUGCUAUGCUGAAGACCUAAAUGGAGAGCUGUUCCUGGGUGCCCCCCCAGACAAGCUGACCUUGGAGGAGGCACGGGCAUACUGCCAGGAGCGAGGAGCAGAGAUUGCCACCACGGGCCAGCUAUAUGCAGCCUGGGAUGGCGGCUUGGACCGCUGCAGCCCAGGCUGGCUGGCCGAUGGCAGUGUGCGCUACCCCAUCAUCACCCCCAGCCAGCGCUGUGGUGGGGGUCUGCCCGGUGUCAAGACUCUCUUCCUCUUCCCCAACCAGACCGGCUUCCCUAACAAGCACAGCCGCUUCAACGUCUAUUGCUUCAGAGACUCUGCCCAGCCCUCUACCAUCCCUGGGGACUCCAACCCAUCCUCUGACCCAGCUUCUGACGGACUGGAGGCCAUUGUGACAGUGACAGAGACCCUGGAGGAGCUGCAGCUGCCUCAGGAGGCUGUGGAGAGUGAGUCCCGAGGAGCCAUCUACUCCAUUCCCAUCACAGAGGAUGGAGGAGGUGCAAGCUCCACUCCAGAAGACCCAGCAGAGGCCCCCAGGACCCUUCAAGAAUUCGAACCCCAAUCCAUUGUACCUCCCAUGGAGUCAUCAGAAGAGGAAGGCAAGGCAAUGGAGGAAGAAGAGAAAUACAAGGAUGAAAAAGAGAAAGAGGAGGAGGAAGAAGAGGAGGAUGUGGAGGAUGAGGACCUGUGGGCCUGGCCCAGCGAGCUCAGCAGCCCGGACCCAGAAGUCCCUCUCCCCAGUGAGCUGGCCCUAGAGGACUCACUCUCCCAGGCAUCCCAGUCAUCGGCAGUCCUACACCCUGGUGCAUCACCACCUCCCAAUGGAGAGCCAGAGGCUCCCAGGCCACCAAGGGUCCUAGGACCACCCACUGAGACUCUGCCCACUCCCAGGGAGGGGAACCUGGCUUCACCUUUCACUCCCAUUGGGGCAAGAGAGGUGGGGGAAGAGACUGGGGCUCCUGAGCUGUCGGGGGUCCCUCGAGGAGAGAGUGAGGAGACAGGGAGCUCCGAGGAUGCUCCUGCUCUGCUCCCAGCCACGCAGGCCCCUGGGGGUACCAGGGAGCUGGAGGCCCCCUCCAAAGAGAAUUCUGGAAGAAUUGUCCCAGCAGGGACCUCAGUGCAGGCCCAGCCAGUUCUGCCCACUGACAGCACCAGCCAUGGUGGAGUGGCCGUGGCCCCCUCAGCAGGUAACUGUGUCCCCAGCCCUUGCCACAAUGGUGGGACAUGCUUGGAGGAGGAGGAGGGGGUCCGAUGCCUAUGUUUGCCUGGCUAUGGGGGGGACCUGUGCGAUGUUGGCCUCCGUUUCUGCAGCCCCGGCUGGGACGCCUUCCAGGGCGCCUGCUACAAGCACUUUUCUACACGGAGGAGCUGGGAGGAGGCAGAGACCCACUGCCGGAUGUACGGCGCGCACCUGGCCAGCAUCAGCACGCCCGAGGAGCAGCACUUCGUCAACAAUCGAUACCGGGAGUACCAGUGGAUUGGGCUCAAUGACAGGACUAUCGAAGGCGAUUUCCUGUGGUCAGAUGGCGUCCCCCUGCUCUAUGAGAACUGGAACCCUGGGCAGCCGGACAGCUACUUCCUGUCUGGAGAGAACUGCGUGGUCAUGGUGUGGCAUAACCAGGGACAAUGGAGCGACGUGCCUUGCAACUACCACCUGUCCUACACCUGCAAGAUGGGGCUGGUGUCCUGUGGGUCCCCACCAGAGCUGCCCCUGGCUCAGCUGUUUGGCCGCCCGAGGCUGCGCUAUGAGGUGGACACGGUGCUUCGUUACCGGUGCCUGGAGGGGCUGGCCCAGCGCAACCAGCCACUGAUCCGCUGCCAAGAGAAUGGUCGCUGGGAGCCCCCCCAGAUCUCCUGUGUGCCCCGCAGGCCUUCUCGAGCUCUGCGCCCCAUGAAGGCCCUAGAAGGACGUCAGCAGAGGCUACUGGGGCGCUGGACCCCUCCUUCCAGUCCUGUUCCAGCUCCCUAA